AUGGAGGCAGUGCAAGGUAGCAUUCUAGGCCCCCAUUCAACUGCUUCCAAUGCAGCCGUUGUUGCAGCUGCUGUUGCUGCUGAAGCUCAGCAACAGCAGCUUGCGAGGGCACAGUUUUCACGUGUAGCGUCUCCUGCAACAGUAGAUCUCCGCGUGGCAAACGAACAGAGACCUGGAUCAGAACAGCAGCGAAUGAGCGCGACUCCAGGAGCUGAUCAACAGGCACAGAAUUCGAUUAAAUUGCUGACAAAAGAUUUUGAAAAAGCAGAACAGCUUAGGAGAGAAAAAUUACUGUUAGCUAAGCAGACGAUGGAUAUGUACGAGAAAAAGAUAGCUGAUGGAAAACGUUAUCAGUAUUUGGAACAGCAGAUGCGCAACUUGGAAGAUGAAGAACAGACAUUACUUGCUAAUAGAAAUGAACUGCGAAAGCAGGAGAUAAGAAUUGUCAAUCAUGAACGUGUUGCGCCGCAGUUUUAUCACAAGAAUCCCGAAUUAAGAUCUACAGUUACUGAAGCAAUUAGGAAAAUUGAAGAAAAAAUGAGUGCUAUUAAGCACGUGAAAAGAUCUCUUGAAGAAAGCAUGCGGAAAUUAGUUAAUAGCGCUGGACCGUCUGGUGUGAUAGUGCGUGGAGGAGCAGAAGAACGUUCUGUUGGACUGGUAAGCAAAGGAGCCAUGAAAGAAUUCCCGGCUUCUGUUGCCAAACAAGAGGUAUCUGUACCUUCCGUACCUUCGCCUCUCGCGGCCGCCACACUAAUUGGUAUUAACCGAUCCGUGAAUGACUCUACACUUGUGCACAAGAAGGAAACCCCAGCUAUUCACCAGCAGCAACAGUCUCAAGCGCAGCUUUACAUGGCACAACUGGCCCAGCGUGUAAAGCCCGCUGACCCAGGUGCCCCUUCUCUGACUUUGGGUAGAUCAGCGGCUCAAUUUCGGUCCGACCAACCAUACAAGGACGAAUUGAAAUUGGAUACUGGUGUCUCCGAGCAGUCUCGUCAACAGGUUCAAACUACUGAGGAGGAACUUUCUAUGGCUGAUGUGAAGAGGAAAACUGGAUUAUACAAUGCUAUUCUUCCGUCAAAAGUUGAUACCCACCACUCUCCUGGAUUGAGGACGACAAGGGCGGGUCCUACUCGAGUUUCAGGGAUUCUCGGAAAAACGAAUAUUGAUGCCGAUAAUCGCCAGCUCAAUCCAUCGGAAGAGCAGGCGUUACAUAAACAAUUAACGGCAAAUAUUUCUUCACCUUCACCCCACUUAAGUGGUCUGUCUUGUCCCAAACAGCAGCCUUCAGGAAAUACAUCGCCACCACCGCAGUUUGCUCAUUUGCCGUCCGCCGUUGCAUCAUUCCAGCAACAGGCGCUUAGGCAAUCUCAGUCUCCUCAAAUAAUCUCUGCUUCUCAAGCUUCGCAGUCUCCAGCACCAAAAUUACCAACAAGUUCUGUAGGCGCAAUGUUUGGCUCACCAGUCCCCGUUAACGUUUCAGCAGCCAUAAUGUCUCCUAGGGCUACUCUUUCGAUAAAUCCAAACACCUCCACUUCGCGACCCUCCACCCAUCCAUCUCCUCAGUCUUCCGGUGCAUUUUCAAUGUCGACGCCUGGUUCUUCUCCGUUUCAAAUGUCUCCAUCACUAGGCAGUAUGUCUCCAAGUAUUAGUGCGUCACCGCAUGCCGCAUUUGGAACACCGUUCCAAGUUCCUGCCUUUGUCCCUACCCAACAGCUUAAUAUACCUAAUGUUUUAUUUCCAUCAGCGGCUACUUCACCGGCAAUGGGGAACGAGACUUCUCUAAAGUCUCAAAAAUCGUCUGAGAAGACUGAGAAGCCGUUACCGGUUGGCACGUGUGCUUCUUCUUUCUCCCCAGCGACUAGUGACCCAACACGAAGUGUUGGAAAUGUCACUUCUGCCCUUGAGGAAAUGUCAUCGGAGUCUUCAAGUGGGAAUGCUGCUACUACUACGCAAGCUGAGGCCACUCCAUCUUAUUCAAAUGAUUAUGAACCGUUGUCUCCUGAUGCAGUUGACUCUUCUCCACAGAAUACUGGAUAUUCUUCGUCGCAGACAGGUACUCCUGAACAAAAUGGGAUGAGAUUAUUUUCUAUGUUGAAUCUCCCUGAAAGCGGUUCGAGCUCAUCUACAUCCGCACGACAAGGACUUUCGGAAUUUGAAGAGUCUCCUAGAGAAUAUGAACAGGUACUUCCAGCCUCAACACCUGCAAUACAGCAGCCUUCUGCGACCGUACAACCUGCACAGUCUGGAGCAGAAAACUACUUUGAACCCCUUUCUGAUGAUGAAUGA
Molecule: messenger RNA, 2286 nt
Organism: Enterobius vermicularis (human pinworm)
Lineage: Eukaryota; Metazoa; Nematoda; Chromadorea; Rhabditida; Oxyuridae
Source: the annotation of a GenBank genome assembly